GCAAGUCUAAAUCAUUGACUGAGUUAUGCCUAUAGUCAGUAUCUAAACUUUAAAGUAAGGAAUUAGGUUAGAUCCGAAUUCACUGCGUAUUUCGUUUUAAAAUCCAUCUGUGAUUAUUACGAUAUUAUAUCAAAUAUCACAUAUUUAUAAGAGGUUAAAAUGUUUCGAGUCAGCGUAAGAGCUGUUCGUAAUGCUUUAGGAAGUAAAACUUUUGCAAACGCACCGGCUCAGGAACAAGCACUCUCGACAGCCUUUAAAAUUCAAGAUCCAAAAGAUUUUAAUGAUCGUGUAAAAAAUUCUAAAGUACCCGUGAUCGUUGACUUUUUUGCAACAUGGUGCAACCCCUGUCGCAUGCUUACACCACGCAUAGAAUCAGUAGUUGCUGAAAAACAAGGAAAAGUUUUAUUGGCGAAAGUGGAUAUUGAUGAGAACAGUGAUCUUGCGUUGGAUUAUGAGGUAGGGUCUGUUCCUGUAUUAAUCGCGAUGAAAGACGGGAAGGUUUUAGAUAGAAUUGUUGGCCUUCAAGAUGUAGAUAAACUUAAACAAUUCGUAGAUAAAUAUACAGAAUAAUGUAGUUUGUUUUGACCGUAACUUUGUUAUGUAGUCAAUAAGAUAUUGUUUUAUAAUAUCUUAUCAGGCAAUAAUUGUAUAUUAAAAAAUGUCAUUCUUUUGUAAAAUGAA
Megachile rotundata (alfalfa leafcutting bee) is the source of this 681-nucleotide messenger RNA. RefSeq names its product thioredoxin, mitochondrial. Gene Ontology annotation, molecular function: protein-disulfide reductase activity. Lineage: Eukaryota; Metazoa; Arthropoda; Insecta; Hymenoptera; Megachilidae. The record is from RefSeq and is a predicted model, not a curated record. Gene Ontology annotation, biological process: cell redox homeostasis. Gene Ontology annotation, cellular component: mitochondrion.